AUGGAGCUGGGAGGGGCCUUCACCAUCUUUCUGGCACUCUCCUUGUCUUGCCUACUUAUCCUCAUUGCCUGGAAAAGGAGACACAAGGGGGGGAAGCUGCCCCCUGGUCCCACACCAAUACCUUUCCUGGGGAACCUGUUGCAAGUCCGUACUGAUGCCACUUUUCAGUCUUUCAUGAAGCUCAGGGAGAAGUAUGGCCCAGUCUUCACUGUGUACAUGGGUCCACGGCCUGUAGUUGUUUUGUGUGGACAUGAGGCAGUGAAGGAGGCCCUGGUAGACCGAGCUGAUGAGUUCAGUGGCCGUGGAGAACUGGCUUCAAUAGAGCGAAACUUCCAAGGUUAUGCUCUGGCUAAUGGAGAACGAUGGAGGAUUCUCCGACGCUUCUCCCUGACCAUUCUUCGGGACUUCGGGAUGGGAAAACGGAGCAUUGAGGAGCGGAUCCAGGAGGAGGCUGGCUUCUUACUAGAAGAAUUACGGAAGACCAAGGGUUCCCCCAUCGAACCCACCUUCUUCCUGAGCCGCACUGUCUCAAAUGUCAUCAGUUCUGUCGUCUUUGGAAGCCGCUUUGACUAUGAAGACAAGCAGUUCCUGAAGCUGCUGCAGAUGAUCAAUGAGAGUUUCAUUGAGAUGAGCACACCCUGGGCCCAGCUAUAUGACAUGUAUUCUGGAGUCAUGCAAUAUUUGCCAGGAAGACACAAUCGCAUCUACUACUUGAUAGAGGAGCUCAAGGACUUCAUUGCCUCGAGGGUCAAGAUCAACGAAGUAUCUCUUGACCCACAAAACCCUCGGGACUUCAUUGACUGCUUCCUCAUCAAGAUGCACCAGGAUAAAAAUAAUCCCCACACGGAGUUCAAUCUCAAGAACUUGGUCCUCACCACUCUCAACCUCUUCUUUGCGGGCACAGAGACUGUGAGCUCUACACUACGUUAUGGAUUGCUGCUAAUGAUGAAGCAUCCUGAGGUGGAAGCCAAGAUCCAUGAAGAGAUUGACCAGGUGAUUGGACCACACCGAAUCCCAAGUGUGGAUGACCGAGCCAAGAUGCCCUACACAGACGCUGUGAUCCAUGAGAUACAGAGACUGACAGAUAUCGUACCCAUGGGUGUCCCCCAUAAUGUCAUCCGGGACACUCAUUUCCGAGGCUACCUUCUGCCCAAGGGCACCGAUGUGUUCCCUCUACUUGGCUCUGUCCUCAAAGACCCCAAAUACUUCUGCAACCCAGAUGCCUUCUAUCCCCAACACUUCCUGGAUGAGCAGGGCCGCUUCAAGAAGAAUGAAGCCUUUGUACCUUUUUCCUCUGGAAAGCGCAUCUGCCUGGGCGAGGCCAUGGCCCGCAUGGAACUCUUUCUCUACUUCACCUCCAUCCUUCAGAACUUCUCUUUACACCCGCUGGUGCCGCCCGAUGACAUAGAUAUCACACCCAGGGUCUCAGGCUUUGGCAACAUCCCUCCGACCUAUGAGCUCUGCCUCAAAGCCCGCUGA
Molecule: messenger RNA, 1479 nt
Organism: Panthera uncia (snow leopard)
Lineage: Eukaryota; Metazoa; Chordata; Mammalia; Carnivora; Felidae
Product: cytochrome P450 2G1
Exons: 9
Coding region: 1-1479 (492 amino acids)
Biological process (GO): xenobiotic metabolic process
Cellular component (GO): intracellular membrane-bounded organelle; cytoplasm
Molecular function (GO): oxidoreductase activity, acting on paired donors, with incorporation or reduction of molecular oxygen, reduced flavin or flavoprotein as one donor, and incorporation of one atom of oxygen; heme binding; iron ion binding
Source: RefSeq, a predicted model, not a curated record